AUGCUCAAAGACCAAGCCGUCUUCUCCUUCCUCCUCUUCUCCCUCUCCUUUCUCUCCUUCUUCCUCUCUCUUCCCGUGCGCCUCCUUCCCAUUUUUUCCCCGACCAGCAGCCGCCCUCCCAAGCAGCAGCAGGGGGCUGCGUCACCUUCCCCAAACAGCAACGACCAACAUCUAGGCCGCCUCUGCUCGCGUCUGCUGCAGCCACGACCCCAGCCUGCUCUUCUCCCUUUUCUGCUGUGGAGGCUGCCGCCACCAACAGCCACGGCCAGCCAUCUAGUCUUUCAUCCUUUUGUUAGUCCCAUCUUUCUUAUUCCAGACGUCAGAUCUUGCAACUGCAAUGCUAAAGCUUCAUAUGAAUCAAAAGAGCUAAACAAAGACACUGCAACUUUCUGAUUCCUAUAAUAGUCGUUUUGGAUGUCAUUGCUGGAUUUUGCAGAGCAGCAAUUGGAACUUAACCAUCUGAUGAAGUGAGCUGCAUUAGUACUGCUUUCUUUUUUGGGUAAUAUUUAUGUGAUCAUGAUCUAGACAAGUUUUGAGUUUUUUACCAGUUUAUUUUUGUCUUUUUGCUGACUGCUUGCUUGUUUUCAGUUAAAUUUAUGAUUUUGGAUUGAAGCAGUUCUUUCUGUAAAGAUGUUUGGACGUUCUCCUCUUUUGAUAUCUGGGAGCUUUAGGCCUGAAAACUUAGGUCAACAUGCUCUAGCAAUGAUUGGAAAUGCAUGUUUCAGUAUUUUUGUUGUUGGGGUGUUAAUUUUCACCAUUAUUGCCGCUACUUAUGAACCAGAGGAUCCUCUUUUCCAUCCUUCUGAUAAGAUCUCCAACUUCCUCACGUCAACCUCCAAUGCCACUUUUGAGUCUGAUAGUACUGUUAUCAAGACUGGGGAAGACUUCAUGGCAGCAAAUCAAACAGCUUUCAACACUUUCAUAAACAUUACUGAUGUAGCUGAUAGUGCUGAACUUGCGGCUAAUGUGGGGUCUGAUUGUCAGAAUGAGACUGGUAAACCAAUUGACUGCAAGGACCCAGAAGUUUUCCAUACUAUGAUGAGAGCUGCCAUUGAGAAGUUCAAGGACAUUCACUUUUACCGAUUUGGAAAGCCAGUCCGUGGUGAUGAGGAUAACACUUGUGACAUGGCAUGGCGGUUCAGACCUAAAGAAGGGAAGACUGCAUCUCUUUAUAAGGAUUACAGGAGAUUUGUGGUCUCUAGGGCUGAGAAUUGCAGUUUGAGUGUGACAUCAAUAGGUGAGUACCAUACUGGAGUUAAUGCAAGGAAGAGGAAGCUAAACAAGCAAGCUGUCUUUGAGAAGGAAGCCCAAAAAGGUGAAGUGACUUCUUUGCCGGUUGUUGGGGAAAUAGUAAAUGAUAGCCUUCCUGUUGUUGAAUCAGAAGCGGCAUUCAAGAGUGGAAAGUACUUGUACUACGCUGGGGGUGGAGAUAGAUGCAAGAGCAUGAAUCACUACCUUUGGAGUUUCUUGUGUUCACUUGGUGAAGCUCAGUAUUUGAACCGUACAUUGAUCAUGGACCUGAGCAUAUGUCUGUCAUCUAUGUAUACCAAGACAGGACAAAAUGAGGAAGGAAAAGAUUUCCGAUUUUAUUUUGAUUUUGAGCAUUUGAAAGAGGAAGCUUCGGUUUUGGAUCAAAACCAGUUUUGGGCUGAUUGGAACAAGUGGCAGAGGAAAGAUAGACUAAGUCUUCAUCUUGUGGAAGAUUUUAGGGUUACACCUAUGAAGCUCAUAGAUGUGAAGGAUACGUUGGUUAUCAGAAAGUUUGGUACAGUUGAACCAGACAAUUACUGGUAUCGGGUGUGUGAAGGAGAGGCGGAGUCUGUUAUUCAGAGACCAUGGCACAUGUUAUGGAAGUCAAGAAGGUUGAUGGACGUUGUUUCUGCAAUUGCAUCUAGGUUGAACUGGGACUAUGAUUCUGUUCAUAUUGUUCGAGGGGAGAAAGCACUGAACAAAGAACUUUGGCCUAAUCUUGAUAAGGAUACCUCACCUGACGCUCUUCUUACGACAUUAAAGGACAAAGUUGAGGAAGGAAGAAACCUCUAUAUUGCUACAAAUGAGCCUGACAGAUCAUUCUUUGAUCCCUUGAAAGACAAAUACACGACUCAUUUUCUAGACGAUUAUCAAGAUCUUUGGGAAACAGACAGCGAGUGGUACACUAAGACGAGGAAUCUCAACAACGGAGCACCUGUUGAGUUUGAUGGUUACAUGAGGAUAUCAGUUGAUACAGAAGUGUUUUUAAGGGGUAAAAAGCAGCUCGAGACCUUCAAUGACCUUACAAGUGAUUGCAAAGAUGGGGUAAACACUUGCAGCACUUCUAGUUAGUGAUGUUCUAAUAUUGUAUAUUUUUUGUUGGUAUCUUUUGUUAUCUUAGCUAUUAUCAUUUGUUACAUUGAACCAAUACUUUACCGCCUGAUCCACUUGAGAUAUUGGGGUUAAUGGAAUGUUGCUUAUAGAAUGCUGUUAAAUUUGUUCA
Messenger RNA from Amaranthus tricolor (Joseph's coat), 2473 nucleotides. RefSeq lists its product as uncharacterized. The coding region runs from base 631 to 2322 and encodes 563 amino acids. Gene Ontology annotation, cellular component: Golgi apparatus. The transcript is spliced from 3 exons. Lineage: Eukaryota; Viridiplantae; Streptophyta; Magnoliopsida; Caryophyllales; Amaranthaceae. The record is from RefSeq and is a predicted model, not a curated record.